UCAGUGCGUCUGGUCAACGGCACUAAUCCAUUAAGCGGGCGCGUGGAAAUUUAUUUACAUAAUAACUGGGCCGCCGUGUGCCUUCGCAAAACAUCUCUAAAUGAUAUGAGAGUUAUUUGUAAACAAUUGGGUUACACUUUCGCAAAUGCAUUUCCCACACCUGUAUUUGGUCAAAGUGCCUCAAAUGCUGCCUCGUAUCAACUUAAUUGUAAAGGUAAUGAAAAUUCAGUUAAAGAUUGCGCGUACCGAGUUCUGGCAGUACAUGGACGUGACAGAUGUGGACAUUCUUUUGACUUAACUCUAUCUUGUUCAGGUAAGAAGCAAGAUACUAAUGUAAUCUGCCGGCAACUGGGUUAUGUUACAUCUCUUUCAUUAGAAUGUUGCAGGGAUAUUCGUCUUCUCAAUGGCGCUAAUACUACCGAAGGCCGAGUAGAAAUUUAUCAUAACAAGCAAUGGGGAACAUUAUGUAGUAAAUUAGUAACUGUUAACGAUGGGAUGGUUCUCUGCCGUCAAUUAAAUCUUACAUUUUCUAAGUUUAUGCCCGAUGCAUAUUUUGGUAAAGGCAGUAACACUGUCGUUUUGUCGACUAACUGUAGUGGCAAUGAGCCGAAUGUUAGAAUUUGCAAUAUCCAACCGGUUAAUAUUGAGAAAUCUGAUUGUUCUCAUGCCAAUGAUGUCAGCAUAUUAUGCAGCAUCUGUACUCCGCCACAACCUUCGAUUCUAGAUGAUCCAUGUUACUCAUCUCCAUGUCCAAGAGGCACAUUAAUUCAUGGAAAGCCGCUAAAAUUAAUCGGUGGACCCAACAAGUAUACUGGAAACUUAGCAAUCUUUUACAAUGGUACCUGGGGCUCCGUUUGCGACGACUAUUUCGAUCUGAAAGCAGCUGAUGUUGCAUGCAGACAGCUUGGAUUUACUAAAGUCCGCAAGUACUACUGCUGCUCAAGAUAUAAUUCAAACAUAACCAAAUAUUGGCUAGAUGAUGUCAAAUGUGUUGGUAAUGAAAGUUUUCUAUCCAAUUGUCAACAUAGACGAUGGGGAUAUCAUAAUUGCAUCAGUGAUGAGGAAGCUGGUGUGGAAUGCGAAGGUAAUUGGUGCUCUGCAAAUUUAUGCCCUAAAUCUUACUAUUGUCAAUGUCCCAAUGGAUACUAUGGUGAUAAUUGCCAAUUUGUAGCAGUAUCAAAUGGGGCAAUUCGAAUAAAUGGCAGUAGCAAAUUCGCUGGAAUAGGUUUUGUGGAAAUUUACCAAAAUGGCGUUUGGGGCACAGUAUGCAAUAUUGGUCUUGAUCUAGUUGAUGCAACAGUCAUAUGCAGAGCAGCUGGUUUCGGUAAUGCAACCACUAUCUAUUCAUCUACUAUCUAUGGUAGUGGUAAUGGAAAAAUCCUUUUUGACAGCUUAAACUGUAACGGUGAUGAAGCUUCGCCAUUAGAUUGCCUUCGAAAUAUACCUGUCAACGCAACUUGCACACACAGCAUGGAUGCAACCAUUAGAUGCAGUAGUGAGCAUUCAAAAGCCAUUUAA
Molecule: messenger RNA, 1518 nt
Organism: Trichoplax adhaerens
Lineage: Eukaryota; Metazoa; Placozoa; Uniplacotomia; Trichoplacea; Trichoplacidae
Exons: 6
Cellular component (GO): membrane
Source: RefSeq, a predicted model, not a curated record